This is a messenger RNA of Elaeis guineensis (African oil palm), 1108 nucleotides long. The record is from RefSeq and is a predicted model, not a curated record. NCBI's taxonomy places the organism in Eukaryota, Viridiplantae, Streptophyta, Magnoliopsida, Arecales, Arecaceae.
GCAUCGAACGGGCACCCGCAUAGAGAUUUUAUAUGGAGCUCUCGUGGUGACCAUUGGAAACUUUCUUCCGCCGUCCCCUCGUGGUCUCUCCAAUCGCCGUAUCCAGAGCAGGGAGUCGAGACCCGACCAAAUAUACGUACGAUUUUUGCUGCACAACAAAAAGAGGAGAGAGACGCUCUCUUCCACCUCGCUCCCGAUCUCAUCGUUUCAUGCUUCGGUCUCUCUCAAUUCUCUGGGAUUUGAACGAGUAUUCUUCUUUUCGUUAGGAACCAUGACGUAGAGCCGCAGUCCUUUCGCCUUCUCGAUUAGGCGGCGUCAACUUUUUUGACAGCGCUGAAAUGUAUCGGUGCCUCAGCGAAGAGCUACUCAGAGGUGGAGCGAGAAGUAUCUAGGUCGUUGGAUGAGAGAGCGGAAGAUACCGCGCGACCGUGUCGUUGUGGCUACCAAGGUUACUGGACCAUCUAGCCAGAUGACUUGGAUUCGAGGGGGGCCUAAAUCUUUGGAUGCUAAUAAUAUUUUAGAGGCCAUUGAUAACAGUUAUGUUCCAAUGUUUGGAGAAACUGAAUAUGAUCCAAGUCGACAGUAUGCAUCUGUGGCUAUAGAGGAACAGCUUGGUGCUCUUGGAAAAGCUGUUGAUGCUGGUAAGAUCAGAUAUAUUGGUCUUAGCAAUGAAACACCAUAUGGGGUGAUGAAGUUCCUUCGACUUGCUGAGAAUAUUCGGCUCAACAGUAACUUAGUAUCCUUGCAGCUGAAUGCUGCCACCAUGAGAGGAAGAUAUUCUGAAGGUGAAUCUAGAUAUAAUCUUUCCAAUCCCAUAUUGAAAUCAGCUGUUCAGGAAUAUGCAGAUAUUGCCGGAAAGUAUGGCUUCUCUCCUGCAUCUCUUUCAAUUGCAUUUGUCUUGAAGCACCCUCUUGUUGCAAGUGCUGUUUUUGGGGCAACUAAAGCAUGGCAGCUAAGGGAAGUUUUUCAAGCUUCUAAGAUCCAUCUCACAAUGGAAAUAAUUGCAGAGAUCAACAAGGUUCAUGAAAGAUAUCCUAAUCCUUGCCCUUAAUCAGAUUGCAGUUUCUUUUCCCCCUUUCCUUUUCAUUUCCAUCUCUAGGAGUUUCGC